This is a messenger RNA of Aphanomyces invadans, 1394 nucleotides long. RefSeq lists its product as hypothetical. Gene Ontology annotation, molecular function: cysteine-type endopeptidase activity. The coding region runs from base 1 to 1263 and encodes 420 amino acids. Lineage: Eukaryota; Oomycota; Saprolegniomycetes; Saprolegniales; Verrucalvaceae. The transcript has a single exon. The record is from RefSeq and is a predicted model, not a curated record. Gene Ontology annotation, cellular component: lysosome.
AUGACACAGGCUGAGUUCAAGAUGUUUGUGGAGGGUGUGCACCUGGAGGAAAGCCGCAGUGCGUUCCGCUCGGUCCCCGAGGCCGAUUUGAACAUGACCAGCGUCAAGGCGGCGUCGGUGGACUGGACCACUGGCAAGUGCGUCAACCCGGUGCGCAACCAAGGCCAGUGCGGGUCGUGCUGGGCGUUUUCGGCCGUGGGUGCCGCGGAACCGGCGCACUGCAUCGUGACGGGAGAGCUCCUCGACCUGUCCGAGCAGCAAGUGACGAGCUGCUCCACCGAGAGUGGUAGCUCGGGGUGCAACGGCGGGUGGCCGUACGCCGCCAUGACGUACGUGUCGACGACCGGACUCUGCUUGGAGAAGGACUACCCGUACACGUCUGGCAGCACGAGUAAAACUGGCACGUGCAACAGCAACUCGUGCACCAAGAAGAAGCUCAGCAUCGGUGCGACCGUCCGCGUGAAGGGUGAGGCGGCGCUGGACGCGGCACUCAACAAGCAGCCUCCGUCGGUGUUGGUCGAAGCGGGCAACUCCGUUUGGAUGAACUACCGCUCGGGAGUGAUCACGCAAUGCCCUGGGUCGUACUCGGACCACGCCGUCGUCGCGGUGGGGUAUGACGGCACGUCGUACAAGAUCCGCAACUCGUGGGGCACCAACUGGGGCGAAGCCGGCCACAUCCGCCUCAAGCGCGGCGUGAGCGGCAAAGGCAUGUGCAACGUUGCCGAGGACGUCGUGUUCCCCAAGAUCGAAGGCAACACGCCGACGACCAAGCCGACCCCCACGACCAAGCCGACCCCCACGACGAAGCCCACUCCUACGACCAAGCCCACCCCUACCUCUGCUCAACCUGACGUUUGCGCCGACUGCACCGGGUGCUUCUACCCUGCCGGGAACCAGUGUUUGCCUGCCGACUACACCAAGGACGACUGUGACUAUUACCGUGAUGAGUAUGGCACGGUUUGGUGCGGUGACGGGCCUACUCCCACCACUACCAAACCCACUCCUACCACCAAGCCGACUACCACCAAGCCGACUCCUACGACCAAGCCGACUCCUACGACCAAGCCGACUACCACCAAGCCGACUCCUACCACCAAGCCGACUACCACCAAGCCCACUCCCAAGCCCACCUCCAGUGUCGACUGUGGCACGUGCAUGGUAUGUUACGAUCCGGCGACUGACGAAUGCAUGGACAACAUCAGCAAGUACGAUUGCCGAGCCUUGACGUCGACCAAGGGCUACGUGUGGUGCGGCUUUUGGUAAAUCCUAGUCGUCUGCAUACAUUGUCGUUUGUGUCGCCACAGGAGCUUGUUUCUAACUAGAAUAUUGACAUUGCCGUCAUGCAUUAUCAGCAGUUCUCGUCGGAUUCUCAGCUUGGUAAUGUAUGCACUUGG